This is a messenger RNA of Helianthus annuus (common sunflower), 1382 nucleotides long. RefSeq lists its product as uncharacterized. Bases 194 to 1117 code for a protein of 307 amino acids. The transcript has 3 exons. The record is from RefSeq and is a predicted model, not a curated record. NCBI's taxonomy places the organism in Eukaryota, Viridiplantae, Streptophyta, Magnoliopsida, Asterales, Asteraceae.
CAAAACCACCACACACGCUUCAAAAACUUGUACAUACCGCAUUACAACUUAUACAUAAUUCACAACCCAUCGUCUUUAUCCAACAAACAAACCCUAAACAUUUCAAUUCUUCAACCAGAAGAAAAACUAGUGGCUCAUAGUCACAAAUAGAUCAGUUUAAUCAUCAAUGAUACAUUAACAACAGAAUACGAAAAUGAGCAACGCCUACAUAACUAGUAUGCGCGGCAUUCGGCAUAAACCACCACCGAUUCACUUCUCGGAAAGGAAGAAUUCGCAGGUUGACUUUUUCAGAUUGGUACAUAACCCUGCAUUGACUUCACUAGCCUGCAACUCACUACCGUUGACCUUGACUAGUCAACUCUCCCCCUCAGAUUCCCCGGCCCAACGAUCAGAAGAAUGGUUUGCUUUGCGAAAGGAUAAGUUAACAACUAGCGCGUUUAGUACCGCACUUGGUUUUUGGAAAGGUAAGCGAAGAUACGAGCUUUGGCAUGAAAAAGUGUUUGUUUCAGAUAUGGAAUCCAUGAUCAUACCCGAGGCAAUACGGGCUAUGGAAUGGGGCGUAACUAAUGAGUCAAAAGCUAUUGAAAAUUACAAAAGCAUUACGGGUCGUGAAGUGAGUUUAUUAGGGUUUGCUACCCAUUCCGAAAGCAAGUUUGAUUGGAUCGGUGCAUCUCCAGACGGGCUUCUCGGACGUGAUCCUAAUUUAGGGAUUCUUGAAGUGAAAUGCCCGUUUAAUAAAGGGAAGCCCGAAUUAGCUUUGCCUUGGACCAGUAUGCCGUACUAUUACAUGCCGCAAGUUCAGGGCCAAAUGGAAGUUUUGGAUAGAGAUUGGGUUGAUUUAUAUUGCUGGACGUUAAACGGAAGCACCAUAUUUCGUGUUUGUAGAGAUCGAGAAUACUGGAUGUUAAUUUACGGGAUAUUAAGGGAGUUUUGGUGGGAAAAUGUGGUCCCCGCUAGAGAAGCUUUGGCUAUGGGAAAUGAGGAGGAAGUUAAGAAAUAUGAACCAACUUCGACGCAUAAGCAAACGGCUUUAGCUAUCCGUAAAAGCAUAGAGUUGGCUAACGGGUCUAAGCUUUUAUGUAGAGAAAUUGCAGGGCAUAUUGAGUUCUUCAGGUAAAGAUAAAGAAAAAAACCGCAAGAUGGACGUUUUCGGCUCAAAGGGAACUUCAUGGGCCGAUCAGUGGGACCCGCAAGAUCACCCGGCUAGUGAAAAGAACAAGAAGGCGAAAGAUGGGUCCGUGAAGGGUAAAGAUGCGAUGAAGUCGAUUUUGACCCUUGCUUGGAUGAAGAAUAUUGGAAAGAAAUCUGAUAAAUAAUCAUAUUAUGGCUUAUGUAAAUUGUGUUUAUUGAAUGACCAACAAAAAAUAUUGAUUUCGUUCUCU